This is a messenger RNA of Musa acuminata subsp. malaccensis (wild Malaysian banana), 496 nucleotides long. RefSeq names its product wound-induced basic protein. The record is from RefSeq and is a predicted model, not a curated record. Lineage: Eukaryota; Viridiplantae; Streptophyta; Magnoliopsida; Zingiberales; Musaceae.
UUGCAGAGUUCCUUCUCGUCUCUGUAACGGCGGGCCGGCAGGAAAGAAACCCUAACCCUAGCGACAUGAUCUACGACGUCAAUUCACCUCUUUUCCGUUCCUUCCUCAGCCAGAAGGGCGGAAGCUCCGGCGACAAGCGGAAAUCUGAAGAGCAGAAACCAAAGGAGCACAAACCUAAGGCAAAUGAGAACAAGCCCGUGAUGACAGAAUGAUCAGAUAGCAGUUCAUCAUGAGGAUACAUUUUGGAAUGCUCACUGAAAUUGUGAUACGUAACAAGUUACAUCACCUCAGAUGGUUUGAUGAUCUUAAAAAGUUUGAACUCUUGAUUGAAUGCUUGUUUUGCUGAAUGACUGAACCUUUGUUAAAUGAUACAUAUGCAUCAAAGCUUAGCUUUGGGUGCUUUUCCUUAUAUUUGUGAAAGAUUAAUUAAAAUUGUUAUCGCUUUGUGGUGGUUGUAGCUGAUGUAUGGGUAUAUUUAUUUGGAUAUUAUUUGCUA